Diachasma alloeum is the source of this 2039-nucleotide messenger RNA. RefSeq lists its product as uncharacterized. The record is from RefSeq and is a predicted model, not a curated record. NCBI's taxonomy places the organism in Eukaryota, Metazoa, Arthropoda, Insecta, Hymenoptera, Braconidae. The transcript has 2 exons. The coding region runs from base 113 to 1594 and encodes 493 amino acids.
CCUAACAGAGUUUGGGGCAACGCCAUUUGGAAUAGAAGAAGAAGAAUAGCAACACAUUCUUUUUCUCGUGAAUAAAACUGAUACGAUUGACACUUAUAAAAAAGUCAGCGUUAUGUGCGAGAUUGUUUAUGACAAGAACUGCUCCAAGUUUCAGAUGGGUGAAAACAGCAUUGACAUUCCACGAUCCUCGUCACCUCCAAGCCAGAGGAAUACUAUGAAACGUCAAAAACUCAACUCAUCGAUUUCAAGCAGUGCCGCUGCAUUUGAAUUAGAAUGCCGACAUCUCAGGACAGAAGUGAUGACCCUAAGCGCAAAAUUAGUUCAGAUGGAAGUUGCUGUCAAUCAGCAUCACGAGAUACAAAAGCAAAUGGAAGAUACUCAUCAGAAGACACGAGCGGAAAUGCAAAAACUCUUCGAGGAGGAGAAAAAUAUCCUGCAGGUGCAGGUGAAUGCGGACAAGGUGAAGAUAGCACAAUUGCAAGAGGAACUGAAAGCGUCACUGAGGCGUACAAAUGAAGCCCGUAAAGCCCAAGUAGCUGCGGAAGCCAAGCUCUCCCGAUUGGUGAUCUUCCUCGAUCGGCAACAGGUAGCAAUGCACAGUGUCUUGAACGCUGAAGGACUUCCCUCUCUAUUAAGGGUUUUGGAAUAUGACUCAGAGAUGCAGACAGCAGUCAAACGUGAAGAGGAAGACCUGGUUGAUAGGCACGCAAUAUUGGAGAUUAAUUCCACGCCCAAGCCGGCAUUGAACCCUCGAAACAUAAAACCCAAAGACGAGAGUCGUUUAAUUCAAACGUUCAAUGCAAGUAAAUCUCGCCCUGAGAAACACAAGUCUCUUAAAACAACAGAAAAAGGUGGAGAAAAACUUGAAGACAGACCAGCAUUGGUAGAUAAUGCUUUACCUUUACUUCCUAUCCAGGAACAAAUACCCAUCGUGCAACAGAAAUCGAACGAUGCAGGAAGCAGUAAACAACAGGGUAUGGAAGAGCAGGAGGAUGGAGUAUCCAGCUCGAGAGUCUCCAGGUCUCAAUCAAGCGAGAGAGGUACAUGUCCAACAGCUUCGAAGAAUGGGGCCGUCAAUCGCCUGCAGGCAGGGACAGUUUCGAGACAGAAAGAAACAGAAAGGUCGCACUCUAGUGAUGACGUAGAGUCUUUAGUGAGAGGAUGGGAUAAAAAAGAUUCAUAUAUACCUUCAAGUUGGUCUCAGUUCCUUUCAGAAAAUGCACAAAAUUCUCCAGGAGUGAGAAGUGAUACAGAACAUUCUUGUCCACCAGGUUUAAAUAUAAAAAAAUCUCCAUCUAGACCAUUGAAUGUGGGGAAGGCCCAUCACGUUCUUGUCUCCAGUCGAUUCUUCAAAAUUAAUUGGGACAAACAGUACAACCAACCUAAAGAGGGCAGAUGGGUUUGCAACAGAUGCUCCCGUUCUUUUAAGUCCUCAGCGCGAGUAAUAGAUCAUGUUUGGGUUGAACAUUAUGGAGGGAAUUAUGAGUGUCCCCAUUGUCGUCCAACUGGCAUUAAAACUUUGUUCAAAGUCAGCAACAGCAUCAGAAAGCACAUUCUCAAGAAACAUCCUGAUUCACGUGAAUCGAGACUCUGAGGAUUCAGCUAAGCUGUUGGUCUUCCAGACUUCUUCAUUUAUGGACAUUCGCAUAAAAAGGGCUCUCUUUGCUUAUUCGAGUUUCUCAGAUAUUCACACUUUUGUUUCCACAACUCCCAUUUAAAUAAUGUUGAGGAUUUUUUGAUCCCCUCUAACGACGUCGUUUUUGACGCAAUGAAAGUCAUUUUGGGAUUAAAAUAUGUAGAAUGUUAUCGAAGUGUACAUUUAUUCUUUUUCACCACUCAGAUCGGGAAACACUAUUGUUUAACACUCGGCCGUGAAGCAGUUUUCUGCGUCAUAUGAUUGCAAACUAGCCUUCGGCUUCUUCUGCAACCUCACAGUCGCUAAAGCUGCCCACGAUCUCGUAAUGGAGUAACUAUAAUUCAGUAGCGAAGUGGUAAUAUAGAUAAGUCAAUUUUGACUAUUGACCACUUUUCAAUCAAUA